Cydia strobilella is the source of this 2202-nucleotide messenger RNA. RefSeq names its product luciferin 4-monooxygenase-like. Gene Ontology annotation, molecular function: long-chain fatty acid-CoA ligase activity. NCBI's taxonomy places the organism in Eukaryota, Metazoa, Arthropoda, Insecta, Lepidoptera, Tortricidae. The transcript is spliced from 11 exons. Gene Ontology annotation, biological process: fatty-acyl-CoA biosynthetic process; long-chain fatty acid metabolic process. The record is from RefSeq and is a predicted model, not a curated record. The coding region runs from base 38 to 1804 and encodes 588 amino acids.
CCAAUAUAAAACGUUUUCAAAAUAAAAUCGUAAAAUCAUGCCAUAUGAUAAUUUGGAAAAUGAAACUAUUGCGAUAAGUUUGUUGGGAAGUGAAAUUUGGCGAAAGGUAUUUUGGCCAAACGGAAGUACACCUAUUAGAAUGUAUCCGAUGCGGAGAGUGAACGACUCGGUGCUCUGGUUCAUGAAUGAGCUGACAUCCAGGGUAGUCGCGGAGUCAGGGAUCCCCACCGACAUCUACCAUCUUGGGAAAAUCCUGCUGCGGAGUCUCAAGGAUGAUCCGGAUUUUGUGUUGCAAAUUGAUGGUGCGACGGGUGAACAGGAGACCACUGGUUCAGUCUUAGAAAGGUCGGUGCGCUGCGCCAUCGCUCUCAAGAAGCUGGGCCUUCAGCGUGGUGACGCCAUUAUUCUCAUGGCUCCAAACCACCUCGACCUGGCCAUACCGUUCUAUGCGGCCCUUUAUCUAGGGGUCAUUGUGGCUCCUAUUGACAGGACAUUGGGUGUUAAUGAACUCCACGGCACCUUUGAAGCAAUCAGACCGAAGACGAUCUUUUGUCAGAGCAACCGAGCCCUAGACGUGGAACUGGCCCUCAAAGAAAUGGACGAGCAAGCCUUCAUAGUCACCUUUGACACUGGCAGUUCUCUGUGUAGCUUCAAACAAUUUUUAGAGACUUACGGGGAUAAAAGUUCUGUCGAUGAGUUCAAGCCAACAGACUUCGACCCUGAGGACACCAUAGCUCUACUAAUCUCCACCAGCGGGACCACUGGACUACCCAAAAGCGCUGCUGCAACUCAAAAGAAUUUAGUUAUCUCCAGCCCAUACAUAUGGACUCGACACACCCAAUUCCCACACCCCACGAAGAUGGCGUUCAUCGUAUCGCCACUGCAGUGGGUGACGGCGAUAUUGAUGUUUCUAAUGUCUCCGAUAGUGCGGUUCACGAGGCUGCAGACGUCGCAGGCUGUAACGCCGCAGCACGCGUGUCACCUCAUCAAUACUUAUAAACCAACCUAUAAAAUAGUAAACCCACUGUUUAUGAACAGCCUCCUAAGAUCGGAGGGAGGCCUACAUUGCGACAUUAGCUGUUUCGAGACGAUCAUUGUAGGAGGAAGCGCUGUCACAGCCGAUUUCAUACAAAAGAUUAAGAAAAUAACACCCAACACAGAGGUACUGAACGGACUUGGGAUGAGCGAGACGACAACAAUAGUGUUCAUAAGUGAGGGUCUAAACCCCGGCUCUGCCACCGUUGGGAAGCCCAUAGGGUGUUUGCAGUACAGGUUGAUAGACACUGAGACCCAACAGGACAUUUACGAACCAAAUAAAAACGGGGAGUUAUGGGUCAAAGGUCCUGGUGUUGUAAAGGGCUACUACAGAAACCCUGAGGCGACAGCAGAGGCGUUCACCGAAGACCGUUGGUUCAAGACGGGUGACAUGUACUACAGGGAUGAAAACUAUAACUUUUUCUUCGUGGAACGUAUUAAACUGCUGCUUAAGUAUAUGAAUCAUCAGAUUUCCCCAAUGGAGCUAGAGGCGUUAAUCCGCCAACAUCCUGGAGUGCAAGAAGUGGCUGUGACUGGUAUACCGGACCCGAAGUGUGGAGAGUUACCGGUCGCUUGUGUGGUGCGGCGGCCUGAUGGACGCGUUACUGCUGACGAGAUCAAACAACUGGUCAAAGAAAAUCUAGCAGACACAAAACAGUUAAGAGGAGGCGUAAUAUUUUUGGACACAAUCCCACAAACACCAACAGCGAAGGUCCAUCAGAAAAAGCUCAAAGUAAUAGCAAUGCAAUGUUAUGCCAAUGGCAGCUAACUAACCUAAAAGUAUAUCGUUUAUCAUUCAAUAUAAGUAAUUCAAUAUAGAGAUGGGCCGAAUAUGGAGUUUGCCGAGUAGAAGCUGACGAGCCGCCGAGUUUCCUCUGCGAACGGAAGUCGCGGAACAAACUAAAAUCGAACCAAGCUAAAUCUGGCAUUUGCUAUAAGUAGUGAGAAAAUGUCAUAAUUAGACAUCAAAUUAUAUACCAUAUAUAUAUAGUCCAUAUAUAAUCAAAUUUCUAUGAAAAUAUGACGUAUAUAAUAUCACUUCCAAACUUCGUGCUACUUCGUGCCAUCAAAGUCGGUGCAGAGUUGGCUUAGACGGACUCUUAACUACUUUUAUAAUCUGGCAAACAGUGGCAAAGCAAUCUUGUCUCAACCAACUUCAUUCUUCUU